UCACACAUGCUUCAUAAAGGGCGCCGUUACAAUGGCUUUUCUGUUUCUCUGAGCGCAGAGCUACGGCACAAUAGGCCCAAAUGAAUGCGCCGGCCUGAUGUGGUCUCACUUCUAGCCAUUUUUCACCAGAUGACAGCAAGGACAACGCAGCCGGAUGGGGCAGCAUGUUUUCAAAGGACGCCCCUGAAGGUAAAAGUGCACGGCGGCGCGUCUCCUCCUCCGCACCACCUUAGUUGGAGAAGCGCACAGAACGAGGCUGCUGGACGCCUUUCACGCGUGUAAAUAUGAUACAAGUUGAAGUCACGUCACGGACUUACUAAAUGGGGCUUCUCCUACUGGGCCUGAUUCUCCGCUGCUGGAUCACCACCGUGGAGGGUUCAUGUUCAGGUGAUAGCGCUGCGACGUGUGAUCUAUGUCUCCAACUUGGUCCACAUUGUGCCUGGUGUACACAGGAGAAUUUCACCGACUGGUUGUCAGUCAGUGAAAGAUGUGACACACCGGAGCACUUGUUGGAAAAAGGAUGUGCUGAGAGCCUAUUGGAGUUUCCCAUUUCUAAGGGAGAAAUCCUCCAGAAUCAACCACUCGGGAAGAAGAGUGGCAACCUGAACCUCACACAGAUCUCCCCACAGAAAAUGGCACUCAAACUACGACCUGGCAGUCAGGUGACUUUCCAGGUGAAAAUCCAACACACUGAAGACUACCCUGUGGACCUCUACUACCUGAUGGACUUGUCAGCGUCCAUGUUUGAUGAUCUCAACAUGAUCAAGGACCUUGGCUCUACCCUGUCCAAGGAGAUGGCCAACCUUACCAGUAAAUUUCGCAUGGGCUUUGGUUCUUUUGUGGAGAAACCAGUUCUGCCCUUCAUCAAGAUUACAGAAGAGGAGCUCGCCAACCCUUGCAGGAGCGCAGACGCGACCUGCUUGCCGACGUUUGGCUACAAACACGUCUUGUCCCUGACGAGCAACACGGGCAAGUUCAACGAGAUGGUCUCGAUGCAGCACGUGUCUGCAAACAUUGACGUUCCAGAGUGCGGCUUCGAUGCCGUCAUGCAGGCAGCUGUUUGCGGGGACAGAAUAGGUUGGAGGAAUGAUUCCAUGCGUUUGCUGGUGUUUGUCAGUGAUGCUGACUCACACUUUGGGAUGGACAGCAAAAUGGCCGGCAUUGUGAUUCCCAACGAUGGCCAGUGUCACCUCGACACCAACAAUGAAUACUCCAUGUCCACAGAGCAGGAGUAUCCAACUCUGGGCCAGUUGAUUGAUAAAGUAGUGGAAAACAAUAUCUUACUGAUAUUCGCUGUGACGGAAAAGCAGAAGCUGAACUAUGAAAACUAUGCAAAUCUGAUACCCGGUGCCACCGUAGGAGUCGUGGCCAUGGAUUCUCGCAACAUCCUUGAACUGAUUCUAACGGCAUACAAAGAACUGCGAUCAGAGAUCGAACUGGAAGUCCUUGGAGACACCGAAGAGCUCCGAAUGUCCUUCUCAGCUAUUUGUCCAAAUGGCACAGUCCUUCCGGGGCUCAAACAUUGUUCUAAUGUCAAACCUGGAGAGAUGGUGGUGUUCAAUGUGUCUGUGGAGCUUCCAGGAUGCCUGUCUGGAAGCCGACGCUUCUCCUUAAAGCCAGUGGGCCUCCAGGACACUUUGGAAAUAGAAUUGGAAUCUCUGUGCUCCUGCGAGUGUGGGCGGCCUCCCGAAGCCGACAACAGCAGCCGGUGCACGGAGGGCCAGGGGACUUUCCGCUGUGGCGUGUGCGAGUGUCAGCCGGGUUUCUCGGGAGCGGAAUGCGAAUGCAAUGAGGAAAGCGCAUUGUUGAGCAACUGCGUGGCAAACAAUGAGAGCGAUAUAUGCAGCGGUCAGGGGCAAUGCUACUGCGGAGAGUGCGUAUGUGACAUGUCCAGCUUUGGUCACAUCUACGGGCCUUACUGCGAGUGUGACAACUACUCAUGUGUUCGCUUCCGUGGCGAGCUCUGUGGAGGCCACGGGGUGUGUGACUGUGGGGAAUGCCACUGCCAAAGUGGCUGGACAGGAGAGUACUGUAACUGCAGCAGCAGCAGUGAUGCAUGCCUUUCCGAAGAAGGAGUCCUGUGCAGCGGCAGGGGCAAGUGUGAGUGCGGCCACUGUGUCUGCUUGGUAUCGGGAGCAUCGGGGGACUUGUGUGAGAAGUGCCCCACAUGUGGAGAUGCCUGUUCCGUUGCAAGGACAUGUGUGGAGUGCCAUCUGCAAGCAAAAGAGAAUGCCGAGUUGUGUGAGCUAAACUGCAGUCUCCCCAACAUUUACAUCAACACAACAGCAGAAGUAGACAAGAGCGCCUUUAAGCAAUGCACGCUGAUCUCUGAAAAUGAGUGCUGGAUCUCGUUUAGUGUGCUCGGAGGGGACACGAUGACGGUCUACAAUCCUCACAUGUACGGUUGUCCCCAACCUCCCAACAUCCUCAUGAUCACCCUUGGCGUCUCACUUUCCAUUGUGUGCAUCGGACUGAUCCUGCUGGCUGUUUGGAAAGUGCUGGUGUCAGUUCAUGAUGGGAAAGAGGUGGCCAGGUUUGAGGCUGAGAUGGCAAAGGCAAAGUGGCAGUCGGGGACCAACCCACUGUUCAGGAGCUCUACAUCUACAUUUAAAAAUGUUACCUAUAAGAACAGAGAGCGGGAGAAGAUGAUUACAAUGAAUCACUACUGAGGAUGAGCUGGAGGCAAUGCCAACCAGCAUCUGAGUGCACUUAGUCUUUGUUUGUGUGUUAACGUGUGUGUGUGUGUGUGGGGGGGGGGGGCGGGGGGGGCGUGCGCGCAUGUGUUACAACAGGAAAGUGAUUUCUCGACAUUGUUUGUUUCUUUGUACUAUUGCAUGAAGCUCUGAAUUGGUUCAGAGUUGUAAGACAGGUAACUGACAUCUCUGUGAACAGAUGUGACUCUGUGUCAUACAUUUGCUGCUGUUUAACUGCAGUUUGCCUGCAGGUGCAAAUGCACACUGACUAACACACUGAUCUCGACUGUCUGUUGCCAGAACCUACAAGCUUCAACAUGGCAACACACAGCUGGGAGAGAACACUAAAAUAUUUGAGUGGUCGACUACUGAAAAAGCAACUGUUCUACUCGUUUUCAUCCGAUGAAUGUAAAUGUUAAGGUUAUGGUUUUAAAAUGUUUUUUCUUUUAUUGUAAAGUAAGGCUGAGCCUUAAAAUGUUCAUAAUAAAAUGGAAUGGUGUGGCACAAG
Messenger RNA from Hippocampus comes (tiger tail seahorse), 3201 nucleotides. RefSeq names its product integrin, beta 6 (gene itgb6). Lineage: Eukaryota; Metazoa; Chordata; Actinopteri; Syngnathiformes; Syngnathidae. Gene Ontology annotation, biological process: cell-cell adhesion; integrin-mediated signaling pathway; cell adhesion mediated by integrin. Bases 321 to 2669 code for a protein of 782 amino acids. The record is from RefSeq and is a predicted model, not a curated record. The transcript has 16 exons. Gene Ontology annotation, molecular function: integrin binding. Gene Ontology annotation, cellular component: integrin alphav-beta6 complex; cell surface; focal adhesion.